AUGUCAACAAACAACAGUUAUCCCCUUAACAUCGACGAUAAAAUUUCAAUUCCUGAUGAAUCAACAGCGUCACUUAUUAAAAUCGAUCCACCAUCAAAUAAACGUGCAUCAAUGGCAUCAAAAGAUGCGAUACAAGACCACAUUCGUGUUGUAUUAGGUUGCGGAUGCAAUAUAUUAUCAUCAAUUGGUAUUAUAUUUCUUAAUAAAUAUAUUUUUUCUCAUUGCCAAAUCAAAACAAUGACACUAACUGCUAUACAAAUGGCAUUCACAUCAUUCGGUUUAAUUAUAUGUUUACAAAUGAAUACAUUCGUACGUAAAUCCGUAUCAAUAAUCAAAGUUUUACCACUAUCAAUUUCAUUCUGUGCCUUUGUUGUAUUCACAAAUUUAUCAUUAGAACAUAAUACAAUAGGAACAUAUCAAUUAUUUAAAGUUUUAACUACGCCCGUAGUUGCCCUUAUAUCAUGGCAAUACUAUAAAGUAGAAUAUUCUCGUAUGGUUAUUGCUACAUUAGUACCAGUUGUUGUCGGCGUAUGUACACAUUCUGUUAACGAUAUUAAAUUAACUAUAAUUGGUACAGUCAUAGCAACGAUCGGUGUUAUGUCUGCAUCACUUUAUCAAGUUUGGGUUGGUGCACGUUUAAAAGAUUUAGAAAUGAAUUCUCAACAAUUACUUUAUUAUCAAGCACCAUUAUCAGCAGUAAUCCUUGUACCAUUUAUAGCUGUUAUGGAAAGUUUUCCAUCAUAUGCAACAAGUGAAGAACAACGAACGGCACUCAUGGCUGUUGUAGCUUCGGGUAUUAUUGCAUUUGCUGUUAACCUAUCAAUUUAUUGGGUUAUUAAAAAUACAUCUGCAUUGACGUAUAACAUGAUCGGUCAUUUAAAAACAAUAUCAAUUCUUGUUGGUGGUUUUCUUCUAUUUCAAGAUACACUUAACUAUAAGCAAUUUUUUGGUAUUUUACUUACAAUAUUCGGUUUAUUUUCGUAUACAUUCGUUCGAAUGGGCGAACAAAAUCAAUUGCCAUGCGCUCGCUGGAAUGCGAAUCCAUCAAGCAAUAUUGUUUGA
This is a messenger RNA of Rotaria socialis, 1062 nucleotides long. The record is from the annotation of a GenBank genome assembly. Lineage: Eukaryota; Metazoa; Rotifera; Eurotatoria; Philodinida; Philodinidae.